AUGGAUUAUUCCAGGUUGGUUGAAAAUGUUUUCUGGUUACUCAUCGACACUGGCAAUGGGAAUAGACUAUACUGUUUUGCAAUGGGAGACUUAAUGGAUACUAUGAAGAUCCGCAGGACAACACCAGUUAUUAUUUCUGCUGAAGAUCACAACAACAACAAGGGAGACCCCUACAACAACAACAAAGGCAAUCCCAACAACAACAAAAGUGAUCCCAACAACAACAAAAGUGAUCCCAACAACAACAAAGGUGAUCCCAACAACAACAACAAAGGUGAUCCCAACAACAACCAAGGCGAUCCCAACAACAACAACCAAGGCGAUCCCAACAACAACAAAAGUGAUCCCAACAACAACAAAGGUGAUCCCAAUAACAACAACAAAAGUGGUCCCAACAACAACAACAAAGGUGAUCCCAACAACAACAACAAAGGUGAUCCCAACAACAGCCAAGGCGAUCUCAACAACAACAACCAAGGUGAUCCCAACAACAACAAAGGUGAUCCCAACAACAAUAACAAAGGCGAUCCCAACAACAACAAAAGUGACCUCAACAACGACAAUAAAAGUGAUCCCAACGACAAUAAAGGUGAUUCCAACAACGACAGUAAAGGUGAUCCCAAUGACAAUAAGGGUGAUCCCAACAACAACAAAAGUGAUCCCAACAACAAAGGUGAUCCCAACAACAACAACAAAGGUGACCCCAACAACAAAAGUGAUCCCAACAACAACAAUAAAGGUGAUCCCAACGACAAUAAAGGUGAUCCCAACAACAACAAAGGUGAUCCCAACAACAACAAAAGUGAUCCCAACAACAACAACAAAGGCAAUCCCAACGACAACAAAAGUGAUCCCAACAACAACAAAAGUGAUCCCAACAACGACAAUAAAGGUGAUCCCAAUGACAAUAAAGGUGAUCCCAACAACAACAAAAGUGAUCCCAACAACAAAAACAACAAAAGUGAUCCCAACAACAAUAAAGGUGAUCCCAACAACAACAAAAGUGAUCCCACCAACAACAAAGGCGAUCCCAACAACAAAAGUGAUCCCAACAACAACAACAAAAGUGAUCCCAACAACAACAAAAGUGAUCCCAACAAUAAAAGUGAUCCCAACAACAACAAAAGUGAUCCCAACAACAACAACAAAGGUGAUCCCAACAACAACAAAGGUUAUCCCAACAACAACAACAAAAGUGAUCCCAACAACAAAAAAAGUGAUCCCAACAACGACAAUAAAGGUGAUCCCAACAACAACAAAGGUUAUCCCAACAACAACAACAACAAAAGUGAUCCCAACAACAACAAAAGUGAUCCCAACAACGACAAUAAAGGUGAUCCCAACAACAACAAAGGUUAUCCCAACAACAACAGAAGUGAUCCCAACAACAACAACAAAAGUGAUCCCAACAACGACAAUAAAGGUGAUCCCAACGACAAUAAAGGUGAUCCCAACAACAACAAAAGUGAUCCCAACAACAAAAACAACAAAAGUGAUCCCAACAACAACAAAAGUGAUCCCAACAACAACAAAAGUGAUCCCAACAACGACAAUAAAGGUGAUCCCAACAACAAUAAAGGUGAUCCCAACAACAACAAAAGUGAUCCCAACAACAACAAAGGCGAUCCCAACAACAAAAGUGAUCCCAACAACAACAACAAAAGUGAUCCCAACAACAACAAAAGUGAUCCCAACAAUAAAAGUGAUCCCAACAACAACAAAAGUGAUCCCAACAACAACAAAGGUGAUCCCAACAACAACAAAGGUGAUCCCAACAACAACAACCAAGGUGAUCCCAACAACAACAAAGGUUAUCCCAACAACAACAACAACAAAAGUGAUCCCAACAACAACAAAAGUGAUCCCAACAAUGACAAUAAAGGUGAUCCCAACAACAACAAAGGUUAUCCCAACAACGACAAUAAAGGUGAUCCCAACAACAACAACAACAAAAGUAAUCCCAACAAUAACAAAGGUUAUCCCAACAACAGCAACAACAAAAGUGAUCCCUACAACAAGGGGGACCCCAAUUACAACAACGAUAACACCUUCAAGAGCAAGGGAAACCACGAUAAUGAUAAAGACAUCAACAAUGGGUCCUUCAAAGAUUGGAAAUAUCACAACAGUCAGUCCAGGCUGUGUACCCACAAUUUCAUGUGUAGCAUGGUGAAAGUCUGGAACUCGCACCCACAAAAAGUUGUGGACGCUGAGAUCAAUUGGAGAUUUCAAAACUGUGACCGAGCAAUCAAGGAGUACCAAGGAAUAUGGAUCAAGGACGAAUAA
This is a messenger RNA of Carcharodon carcharias (great white shark), 2283 nucleotides long. RefSeq lists its product as uncharacterized. The record is from RefSeq and is a predicted model, not a curated record. NCBI's taxonomy places the organism in Eukaryota, Metazoa, Chordata, Chondrichthyes, Lamniformes, Lamnidae. The transcript has 7 exons. Bases 1 to 2283 code for a protein of 760 amino acids.